CUCUGUGGCCCUGAUUUGUUCUUCGUCAACGCGGAAAUGUUUGGUCAUAAAAGUGGGAACUGAUAGUGAAUUUGAUUUAAUCAUGCAAACCAUAUCCAAUGCCUGAGGUAUUGCUGCUACUUUAGCCCCAUUUCACAGAAGCUGUUUAAACCAAAUACUCUUGAAACACUAGCUAGUUCAUUUCUGGAAGUAAUUCUCUCUAGCUGUACAGUUUGCAAUAGUAGCUGUAUUUCAAGCCUCCAGGAAAGAAGAAAAGUUCACGUGUUGAUACGCUUUAGAGUGAUGGUAAGCAGAAAAAUUAUGUUCCACAGAAGAUGAGAAGAACUUGUAGGUGCUGGAAAUAGAUUUGAAUUGGGGUUCUUUGGCCCCAUCCAGAAGCCCUGAAGUGAAGAGAUAUGUAGGGAUAUGGUACACCUCCAGUCCACAAACAGUUGUUUGGGUUGCUAAUAGAGGAAACCACUUUCAGAUAAAAGUGGAGUUUUAUCUAUUGCAGAUGGCAACCUCAAGCUAUCUGAUAAGAAAGGGAACCGUUAUUGGUCUACAGAGCUUGAGGUCAGACGUUUCAACCUUACGGCAAAGCUGAAUGAUACUGGUAACUUAAUUUUGUUUGAUGCACGGUCGACGGUUCCCUUUGUAUGGCAAAGCUUUGACCAUCCAACAGAUACAUUUCUUUUUGGCAUGAAGAUGGAUGAAAAGUUAGCUUUAAUUUCAUGGACCAGUGAAGAAGAUCCUGCACCUAGGAAUUUCACGUUCCAGCAAGAUCUGAAAGGAAAGAAUCAGCUUGUAGUCAUGGAAAGAAGCAUCCCUUACUGGAGAUCAAGUGGGGCGGAGUCAGGUAAAAUUUUUAAAUCGAAGGAAAUGCCUUCUUUAAUAGUCAACUUCUUGAGUUUUACAGAGAAAAACCCAGAACUUUACAAUGAUACAAGAAUGGUGAUAAAUUUUACUGGAGAUUUACAGUAUUGGAAGUUUGACACUGACAAGAAAAAUUGGUCCUUGAUAUGGUGGGAGCCAAAAGAUAACUGCAGUAAGUUCAAUUUUUGUGGGAACUUUGGCACCUGUAGUCGCAACAAUAAGUUACCAUGCAAAUGUUUGCCAGGUUUCAAACCUAAAUUCUUAGAUAAAUGGAAUGCUGGAGAUUUUUCGGGUGGUUGCUCCAGAAACGAUACAUCAUGUGGCGACGACUUCUUGAGCUUGAAAAGGAUGAAAGUGGAAUAUUCAGGCUUACCGUACGAGGCUAAGGAUGAACAAGACUGCAGAGAGGAAUGCCUGCUUGGGUGCCAGUGCCAGGCAUAUUCAGUUGUCGCUCAAAGAGGGUUCACUAAUUCAUGUUUGACCUGGAGAGGGGAUCUCGAAAAUCUUCAGGAGGACCAAGAUGAUGGCUAUGAUCUCUACGUCCGUGUCUCGCGGUCUGAUAUAGAAUCAACAGUUAGAAAUUGUGAGACUUGUGGCACGAAUUUGGUCCCUUAUCCCCUAAGCACUGGACCAAAAUGCGGUGAUCCAAUGUACUCCAGUUUCUAUUGUAACAACAAUACAGAACAGCUAUGCUUCAUGGCACCUGGUGGCAAUUAUAAUGUCAUUAGUGUCAAUCGGGAGGCACAACAAUUUGUUAUCCGAAUACAAGCCGAUGAAGCAAAUAAUUGUGGUGCUAUGCAUUCGUCAGGAAACAAAAAUCUGCAGCUCAGUGAAUCAUCGGCAUUCAGUUUGACCAGCAUGUACAGUAGUUAUCGAGGCAACUUUACUGCUAAUUCUUCACUAAUUGGUGUAGUUGAAGUAGAAAUUACUUGGAAGCCACCGCUAGAGCCAACCUGUAAUUCAUCUGUUGACUGCAAAGAUUGGCCGCAUUCAACUUGCAAUAAAAGAGGAAAUGGACCAAAAAGGUGCCUUUGUAAUGCUAACUUUCGUUGGAAUGGCUCAGCUUUAAAUUGUACUCAAGAAGAGCAUUUUAAUAAAAACAAGCCACUUCCUCUGAUUCUUGGAGUAUCUGUGCCAAUUGCAAUGGGCUUUUUGUGUGCCGUUGUUUCUAUCUACAUGUGGAGAACAAAGAUGGUAAAGAGGCGAGCAAAACAAAGAAAAGCUGCUCUUCAUCGGUAUGACACUGAGAGAGGUGUUAAAGAGUUAAUGGAGUCGAGCCAUUUCGAAGAAAAGGAUGGGACGGGCAUAGACGUACCUUUCUUUGAAUUUGAAAGCAUACUAGCUGCAACAGACAAUUUCUCAGAAGAAAACAAACUUGGAAAAGGAGGGUUUGGGCCGGUUUACUAGGUA
Molecule: messenger RNA, 2262 nt
Organism: Durio zibethinus
Lineage: Eukaryota; Viridiplantae; Streptophyta; Magnoliopsida; Malvales; Malvaceae
Source: RefSeq, a predicted model, not a curated record